AUGUUCCGGUAACAGGACGCUCACGACAGCUGAACACUUCUACCUAGCCACAAGCCGGUCACCUCAUGCUAUGCCACCUUCAAUUUGAGCAACACUUCAUUCUCAAGCGCCUCAACGCUUGCAUCUCGGAGGGCGAUUACGUUAUAAUCAUCCAUCAAUCCGGCUUGCACCCACGAUCUGCUCGUCUGGGCGGCAGAGAUCACGUCAGUCCCGAGCCGUCGGAAAAUAUUCUUUCACACUCGGCUGCCAUCGGCGGGACGCUGAGCACGUCAAAGGCCAUCUUUGCCAAUCGGGGAUAUUCGAAUCGGCGGUCCACCCAGUACUUGAUGGGGUCGGCCUUUGGGGUAAGGUAUCUCCCCUCGGUUGAAAGAAGCCAACGAUCCAGUUCAUCCACU
This is a messenger RNA of Parathielavia appendiculata, 395 nucleotides long. RefSeq lists its product as uncharacterized. The annotation marks the transcript as partial. The transcript has 2 exons. NCBI's taxonomy places the organism in Eukaryota, Fungi, Ascomycota, Sordariomycetes, Sordariales, Chaetomiaceae. The record is from RefSeq and is a predicted model, not a curated record.